UGUAUUUUCCCAUACUUCAGCGCUAUGUUUGUUUUUCUGCGACCUAAAAAAUGUUGUUUUUUCUUUGUCUCAUGAGAAUUUCGGCGAACGUUUCAAAGCUGCCCACCUGCCGGCGCGAGAGCCAAGUCGAGUGCGCGCCAAGCGCUCAUUGUCCUGUUGUGGAGAACUGCGCGUGCUCAACACGAUCCCUCUCCAGCUCUCUCGGCAUUCUUCAUACAGACAAGUGAAGAACACAACAGAGCAAGAACGCGGGAGCAAAUACGGAGAGAGAGACUUUACCUUCAGACUUCCGCGUGAGGCUCCUGCUAGUGCUCUUGGCGCCCCCUGCUGGAGCGGGUGAGUGGGAUGCGAUGACCCUGUGCGGCAGGAAGGCGCUGACCCUGCUCAGCAGCGUGUUUGCCGUGUGCGCCCUGGGCCUGCUGGGCAUCGCCGUCAGCACCGACUACUGGCUCUACCUGGAGGAGGGCGUCAUCCUGCCCCUCAACCAGAGCACCGAGGUACGCAUGUCCCUGCACUCGGGCCUCUGGAGGGUCUGCUUCCUGGCAGAGACAUCUGCUGCCGAGCGAGAAUUUCCCACCAGUAAACCAGGGGAGGAGAAGGGCCGCUGCUUCACCAUCGAGUACGUCAUGCCCACCAACGUCCAGAUGACCUCAGAGUCCACCGUCAGUGUGCUGAAAAUGAUCCGCUCAGCCACGCCUUUCCCUUUGGUCAGUCUCUUCUUCAUGUUUAUUGGCUUCGUCCUGAGCAACAUCGGGCACAUCCGCCCCCACCGCACCAUCCUGGCCUUCGUCUCCGGCAUCUUCUUCAUCCUCUCAGGUCUAUCCCUGGUUGUUGGCCUGGUCCUCUACAUUUCCAGCAUUAACGAUGAGAUGCUGAACAGGACCAAGUCCAACGAGGCCUACUUCAGCUACAAGUACGGCUGGUCUUUUGCUUUCGCCGCCAUCUCCUUCCUGCUCACAGAGACGGCUGGCGUGAUGUCCGUCUAUCUGUUCAUGAAGCGCUACACAGCCGAGGAGAUGUACCGGCCGCACCCCGGCUUCUACCGGCCGCGCCUGAGCAACUGCUCCGACUACUCGGGUCAGUUCCUGCACCCGGAAGCCUGGACGCGCGGCCGUAGCCCCUCGGACAUCUCCAGCGAGGCCUCGCUCCAGAUGAACUCCAACUACCCCGCCCUGCUCAAGUGCCCCGACUACGACCAGAUGUCCUCCUCGCCCUGCUGAGAUGCAUCCCUCUCUUCCUCUCUCUCUCUCACUCUCGCUCGCUCCCUCGUGCCCUCUCUACAUCUGUAGCUCUAUCACUUCCUGUUUCUCCCAGUCUAUUCUUCAUCUCUGUGUGUCUCUCUCUCUCUCUCUCUCUCUCUCUCUCUGUCUCUCUCCCAUUCCGCAUUGCACAGGUGGGGCCGGGUUGGACGGGACUGUUGGGAGAGUUGUGGUCUGGGAGUAUUGAAGUGGGGAGGUCAAUAGUAAAAUGUUCUAUCCCGCGAAGGCCGUUAGCAAGGGAGCGGCUGGCUCUCAUUCACCACCUUAUGUGACAGCCUUUUUUAAAUCAGUAGAGACUUCCUUAAUGGGCGCAAGAGAAGUUAUGUUGACGUGUUAGCAGAUGGAGUGAUAUGUCUUCAGUCGUUGGUCAAACAUGGUGAUGUCAUGUGGCUAGCAAUCUCUUAGUUUCACCACCUCUAGCUACUUCCUUGCAGCUGGGUGGCUGGCUUCUUUGUAACAACGGAGGCUCUCACCCUGGCUGUGUUAAUAACUAAUAUUUAUUCUCACUCUGACACACACACACACACACACACACACACACACACACAC
Molecule: messenger RNA, 1808 nt
Organism: Alosa sapidissima (American shad)
Lineage: Eukaryota; Metazoa; Chordata; Actinopteri; Clupeiformes; Clupeidae
Gene: cacng5a
Product: calcium channel, voltage-dependent, gamma subunit 5a
Exons: 7
Coding region: 351-1220 (289 amino acids)
Biological process (GO): postsynaptic neurotransmitter receptor diffusion trapping; regulation of AMPA receptor activity; transmission of nerve impulse
Cellular component (GO): AMPA glutamate receptor complex; postsynaptic density membrane
Molecular function (GO): channel regulator activity; voltage-gated calcium channel activity
Source: RefSeq, a predicted model, not a curated record